AUGGAUCAAGGUGGAGUGAAGAAGAUAACAUACAGAAGAGAUGACCCUCUAAGCAAACUGGUCUAUACUGAAAGCCCUGAAGAGGGAGGUCUGUUGAAAGUGGCUCCUCACAGUGCCGUGUCCAUCAUAUCUGGCACCUCUGUCGUUCUUCCAUCCAGCUCAUUGAUGCAGCCUGGACAGGUGACUAACGGCCUCAGCAACAGCCCACUUCCAGAGGAGCUCACGUCGGCCUCCGCCCCCCCCACCGCAGGCCUACUGGUUGAAAGCUUGGAGCCCACAGGUCUGACCAAAGAUCAGCAGUUGUUCCAGUCACAGAGUUUUGGACAUCAGAAUUUGCCCCAGUUGGAAGCCAGUAUUGCAGAUAUGUCCCAGUCCUCCAUGGAUUCCCUCAUUGGAGGAUCUGACCCCAACUUCUUUGCCAUGAAAACAGAGGAGUUUUUCAUGGAUAAGGCUGAGCAGGAGCCCAUUGAUCUGGAUCACACUUUUGAUCACAUGGGCAAAGAUGUGAACAUGAACCAGAAAUUGUUUAACGACACCACUCUGGACCUGCUCCAUGAUUUUGACAUCACCGGCUCCCCUGCAGAUUUUUAUGUCGGGGACGAUGCCUUUCUGUCCACGCUGACAGAUGAUUCUCUGAUUGGGGACGGGGACAUGAGGGGGUCAUCAGAGAGAGAUGUGAAACCAGCUGUGGUGGACAGCAGUAACGCCACAGGCGGCAGCACAGUGACCGGUCCAGAUCUGUGCAGCUCCUCCUUAUCCACGACCUCUUCCCUAACACCUACAACCACUUUUUCUGCCUUGGUGAAAAAAGAAAAAGAUGCCGACGUAAUUCAGCUGUGCACCCCAGGUGUGAUCAAACAGGAGAAGGGCUCUUCGGGCCACAGUUAUUGCCAGAUGAGCGGCACAGACGUUCCAGGCAGAAACCCCAUCUCCAUCUGCGGAGUCAGCACUUCGGGAGGACAGAGCUACCACUUUGGAGUCAACCCCAGCAACACCGAGAAUCAGCAGCAGAAGGAUCAGAAGCCAGUGUCCAGCCUGUACCUGCCGGUCACCGCCAUCGGCGGGGCGUGGAACAGGAGCCAAGGGGUCGGAGAUAACUCUGCUAUCCACAGGGCCAGUGACGCUUUCCCAAGCCCUCCUUCCUUCACCAUUAACUUUGCUAGGUAG
Molecule: messenger RNA, 1167 nt
Organism: Menidia menidia (Atlantic silverside)
Lineage: Eukaryota; Metazoa; Chordata; Actinopteri; Atheriniformes; Atherinopsidae
Source: the annotation of a GenBank genome assembly